UCGAGCUCAGUGAGCCGGUGUGUGAGCGCCGCGACGCCUAGAACAGCACUAUCGUCGUCGGAGUUUUCGUUGUUGUCGUCGUCAUCGUCGUCAUCUUCGUCGUCGUCAUUCCCGUCGGCGUAAAUUUGGCGACAAUCCUACGUUUCCCUUUGUUCUGGUCGUCGUCGUCGUCGCUGUGGUCGUUCUCGAUCGAGCGCCGUCUGUCCUCGUCGUUCUCGUCGUCGGCUUCGUGAUCAUCGUUCCAUCGUCGUUCUCGUCGUCGUCGUCGUCAUCGUCAUCAUCAUCGUCAUCGUCACCGUCACCGUCACCGUCACCAUCAUCUCGCUGCUCUCUCGUGGGUGCUGGCGCUGUCCGGGAGGCACGCGACUACUCCGAGUUUCCGUGCGCGAGUCGCAGUCGCCGCGGGAAGAGAGAGACGGACGAGUGCAGUACUACCACCUCGUUCCUCCCCCCUUCCACCUCUGCCACCUCCUCUUGCUCCAUCUGUCUCCUCCGCACCUUCGCUCCUUCUUCUACUCUCCCUCUCCGCCUUUCUCUCUUUCUCUCUCUCUUUCUCUUCUUCUGUAUAUGCACGCUCUCGCCCUCUCCGUAGCCGUCGUCGUCAUCGUCGUCGCCGUCGCCGAUCUCGUCGCUCUCUCUCUCGUUCCCACGAUCACGCUCGCCCUUCGCACAACGACGCCACGCCGCCGCCGCUCGUGUACCGUGCACCAGCCAUCGCACCGUCGCCGUCUUCUCCUCGCCGCUUUCGACUCACGUGCUACGCUACACGGACACACGGCCACGCAGCUACGAGACAGAUCUCGAUUUCACGUUCCACGAGUUCUCCCAUCGUCCGUCGCCCCGAUCUCUCCCUCGGCAUCGAGAGACGACGGCCGCAGGGGCGAGUGCAACGGCAAGCGAGAGCGCGAAGGAUAGAGGAGUGAGUCCGAAGGAGCGAGAGAGAGGGAGAGAGAAAAAGAGAGAGAGAGAGAGAGGGAGACAGAGACCGGAAUACGCGACGCAGAAGAGGACGGAGGAUGGUGUAGACGUCGUGACGUCGUGUCCGUCGUGCCCGCGGGACUUCCGAGGUGGACAUUCGUGUAAGAAAAUGUACUUGCGUGACGGUCCUUAAACUUCGCCUCGGGCGUGCAUUCUCGUGUAUAAAAGAGGGUACGAAAGAGAGAGAGAGAGAGACAGGAGUGGGAGAAAGUGGAGUCGGGGUGUCUGUUACCGGCAGGGAGGGCGUUAGAGCGAGAGCGCGGAAAAACGGGGGAGAGAGAGCGAGCGAGAGAGAGAGAGAGAGAGAGAGAGAGAGAGAGAGAGAGGAUGCGAACGGGGAAAGAUAGAGAGGUGGCUGGGAGGGAAACGUACGACAGAGAAGAUAACGAUGCUCGAACGUGAUGCUAUGUACGUCCGUGAGGGUUGUUCCGAACGACGCCGGUAAACCGAAUGAUCAUUUGAUUCCUUUUUUGGAUUGCGUGAUAUACAUAUUAUGAACGCCGCGAUGCCAUGCCUACGUUCCGCGGUGCGUGUCGCUGCGAGCGCGCCUCGCGGACUUUGCGCGACGACGAUCAACGCAAACGCUUCGGCGGGUAACGCCAACCCCGACGAGGGGUAUGUCGGGCCGACACGCUGGUCUCGUCCCGCCUCCGCUCGGCUCGCUCGUACUCUGCGAUCAGUCUUGUUCGAUGUUCUGCAUAAUCGUUCUUACGUAUACUCAUCACACGCUUGCACGCAAUUUACUGUUGGUGUAUAUUUGCUACUUGAGAUGAUCGAUGUAUGCACGUUGGUGGUGUGUUGUCCGGCGCCGAUUUGAUAUCUCUUGAUACACGAUAACGACCCGUGCCCGCGUCGCUGAUUGAUUGCCAUAAAUUAAGGAGGAUUCCAAGUGCAUACCGAAAACAGCAAAUUAUAAAGAAUUUUAUAUUCGUGUUAAAUAUUUUUUAGGCAUAAACAGUUAAAUCUCAGUUCAGAUAUUUAUAAGAGUUUUUUCUAUUUUUUAGCACUUGGAUUUCCUAUAAUUUAUACGGUAUUCAUUUAGCGCCGCGUUCACCGCUGAAUGUUGCCGUUCAAUUCUAAGUUUUAUGUAUGUACAUAUUAUAAUAUUUAUAAUACGAAGAUCGAAUUCGAUGUGUAACAUCGUGGGAUGAGCAUCAGAUAGAUUUAACGUUAAAUGCGCGAUGUGAAUACGAACUGAUGAUGGAAACUCUGGUAUCCCCGAUGUAUCCUUGCAAUAUGAAUGCAUGUAUCUAUAUAGCUUUCAUAUGAAAGGAAUCAAGUGCCUUUAUGUUAAAACUGAGAAAUAGCUUCCUAGACUUGUCUCUAGAAAAAAAACGAUAUAAUAUUUUGUAUUAUAAGAACGACUUGUGGCAUAGCAAUGCACGCUUCAAUUUGUCUAGUCAACUAUUUGAUAGAACAAUAUAAUGUAUAUCUAUAAAUAUAUUUGUGUUUAUAUAAAAAUUAUUUAUCCAUACUUUGAAUAUUCAAGUAGAAAUAUAUAUGUUACACGUUUUGUAAACUGAAUACAUUUCCUCAUCUGUUCGCGAAUGAUAAAUAAUAAAGACUUUUGUUGACCCUUAAUGUUAUGUCGUUCAUCAAUUUCGUCGGAAGAUAAAAAAUUUGCCAUGACCUGUUGAAUGCCAUAUAAAAAGAGUCCUUGUUAUAACUCCAGAAAAGUUCAUAUUCUUCGUCAACAAGAACAGCCGGAGAAUCGCGUAAUAAAAUGCAUCAUAAAAUAAAAAAAAGUUGUGUAAACGCGCGUAACUCGGCACGAAAAACGAUCGGAAAAUGAAAGUACUGAUUUUAAUAAUUAAAUUUAUUUGUAUAAAUUCGCAGAAGUCAUGACAAGUCUAGUAACAAUUUACUUGCUUAUCUUUUUCACAACGAGAGACUAUGGAGAAGAUGAGUAAAUAACUUGAUACUUAACUCGCCUCCCUAUUGGCUUAAUUCCAGUGUUAUUUACUACAAUUCAACAAUAAUUAGUGUUUUGAUCGAUGGAAUUUAACUUGUUGUGUUUUUGCCCUCCACCCUCUUCAAUCUUUCCCAUUUCUCUGUCAUUUUGGAAUGCCCUAUCGAAGUAAGCCUCGAGCUUUUUUAGUGUUAAUACAACAUAGAAUGAUAUAUGAUUAUCGUUCAGUUUUUAAAUGUUCUGGUACACACAGAGGAACGAUGUGAAUAAAAUGCUGAAAUAACAUGUCACACGAUCGAUUUGUUUGUCUACUCUUCUUACAAAGGGAAACAAUGUUUUAUUUAUACGUAUUCAAAAUUUAGACAGAUGAUGAUAAAUUGCUCUUUACACGAUUCAUUAACGCUAAAAAGCUGAUGACAUCUGAAUAUAUACAUUUCACUUGCGGCUUACAAUGCGUAUUAGUAAAAAAAAAAAGAAUAACUGUUUGUGCUAAAUUUUUACAGAAACAUUCGUGUGCAUGUAAACUUCUGUAAACGUAGUGUGGUAAAUUAUGAGAAGCUAACAGUUUAAAUAAUAAUAGAACAUACGUUUAUUCCGAUAGAACGUAUAAUGUAUAAAGAAAAAUAAGAAUGUAAAAAAGUAGACACAAACAAAAUUUUCAUAAAAUAUCUCAAAAUAGUCUCGUAAACAGAAGAUACAGCUUCUUAUAAUUUUCAAUUCCACAGGGUCGCACACAUAGGGUGUAAACAGUAAAUGGCUUGAGCGCGGAUACGGAAAUAGAACGAGAAAAAAAUAUGAUAUAACAGAUAAGAAUUAUACGACGUAGAGAGAGAUAAUUUAAAAUACACUAUGAAACUAUAUAAUGUGAGGUAGCCAUGAAAAUUUCUCGAGGUUCUUAAUAACGCGAGACCAGGCAUAACGUAUCUGCAAAGUGGCACUCAACUGUAGCGCGCGAUGUAACCGGAGAUAAUUUCGCAGCGAACACGCGCGUGUACGCUCGCGAAUGAUUCAUUGCACGCGUUUACACGACGUCGGGCAAGAAAGGCGACUAUUUUCGGCGCGGAUUCGGAUAGCGCUCGUUGCGGAACGGAACGCUUUUAACGGUUCUUACGCCGUUAAAACAGGAAGCUGAUACCGACGUAUCACCGUUAUCGUAUAAUAUGAAUUUAUGCGACAAUGCCUUUCUAUUACGACCGACAAUGGAGGCGUCGGCGGCGGCGGUGGUGUAAUAUUACCAAGUCGCCCCCGUUGUAAUGUAUAGCCGUAUGCGCUCGGCUUUCUCUCUCUCUCUCUCUCUCUUUCUCUCUCUGCGGACCAUAAAGCGAAUAAUAUAGCUCGCACGCAAAAUGAAAUAUUUCAAUUGCGGGACUCGCGUUAAUUGCGCGCGCGCGUGCUCGCUCUCGCACGGGCGCGGCGUUUCAAUUAUCGUAAUGAAUUACGACGAACGCGAAUUCCGUCGACGCAAGCGCGGAUACGAGGUGGAUCUCUCCCGCGGCCGGUCUACUCGAUCGAUCUCAAUCCGGACGUGGCGUUUGAAAGCGCGCGUGGAAUAUAAUGAAUAUGUAAAUAUUCGACGGAGUGCACGCGGGGUACGUUGUCGCUUGUAAAUAGCGGGGGCUCGCUCCACAUCCCGCAGGCUACUGUCGACUGCAACGUAAACGUAAUCGUCCCACGAGCUCUCAACCUCGGCCACACCAUCGCCGGUCCAUCAUCGUACCCUGCAUUGUCGUCCGCGCCGCAAGAUGAACGAACGAUCCGAGAGGGAGUACGUAGUGCGUUCGGCGCGCUGUGAGACGACGAGAUGAAAUCGCGCGGUGUUAUUAACCGGCAGAUUCAAAUCGAUUUGCGUUGCGUCGACUAAUCCCGGAUGGUGGUGGUGCGCGGCUUUUGAUAAUCAUGAUAAGUGAGCGCGUUCUUAUCGCGACGUUAAUGAAACACGUGUGCGAGACGCGCGGGUAAUUACGCAUCGACUGGACUGACCGACUCGGAUCCACGUGUCCGAGCACGAAAUCCUUCGAGGAGCAGAUCGCUCUCCAGUGACCGAUUAACGUAACUGCGCUACAACUCCACUGCUGCGCAUCGUGCGGUUUCAGAAUGAAUGCGACGGUGAUCUACAACGGUGUGACAAGCACCGUGGCUAAUAUUAUCGGUGUCGAGUCUGAAAGACUCAGCAAGGCGAUCAGCAACAUGAGUAGCAACAUGAGUAGCGACGACAUUUCUCCAGUGACCUUGUCGUCGGCCUGGUCCAGGGUGGCCCGACUUUUGCUGUUGGCCUCCCUCGCCGUCAGCGGGAGCGUGGGUAACGUCUUCAUGAUAUCCGCCGUGGUAGUGGAGGAUCAGCUGAACAAGCGAGGAAACGCAUUCCUCGUGAACGUGGCGCUGGCGGACCUGCUGGUGACUGGCCUGGUAAUACCGGUCUCUGUGAUCGUAAUCCUAGCGGGUUACGAUGGGACUCCUGCGGAGUCCCUGGGUGCCUGCCGAUUCGAGUGGACCCUCGAGGCUCUCUGCUUCCUGGUGACCGUACUAACGUUGGCCACAAUCGCCGCCGAAAAUUACGCACGUCUGUGUCUGCCCCCCGAAAGAUACGCCAACUUGACGCCGGGUCAUGUAACAGCUACGAUCAUCGUCCUCUGGCUAAUCGCCGUGACUGUGGUGGCUCUGCAAUCGUUCUUGGACAUAGGUCCUGACUUUUGCCGCCGCAAGCUCAGCGGUAUCGCGAUGGAACAGGCGGUAGGGGCCGGCAUAUUCGUCGGACUGCCAGCUUUGACGACGAUCUUCCUCUACGUGAAGCUGGUGAUACGCGUACGACGGGCCACGCGGGGCUCGUACAAGCCGCCGGCCGCCUUCUCCUGGGACUACGAGCUCGCCAAGACAAAUAUGUGCAGCUGCGUGAUGUUCGUCGUGUUCUGGUUGCCGUACGGCACGGCGGUCUGCGUGAAUUCUUUUGUUCCAGUCAACGCGAGCGUGUUCUACAAUCUGGCCUGGUUUGCCCUGUCCAAGUCCUGCUUCAACAAUCUGCUCUACUGCGUCGCGGAUCGCCACUUUCGCAGCGCUUACGUCAAGCUUUUUCACUACUGCUGCUGCAAGACCACGGUGAGCUUCUCGAGGAGGCCGCGCGAGGGUAGAAAUGCGAGCGACGUGCGCCUCAGAGUGCACAUCAUUCACUCGUACGCGAGUCCGUCGUCUUGCCGUCCGGCUGUGGCCAGACCGAACGGACGUGACGUCUACGAGCUUUAGACGCGAUGCGAUGCGACGCACGUACAAGGUGCACAAAGCAGGGAGAUGCCGUUGAUAAAGAUGUCCUCGCCGCAUCUGCCCGGACGCGCUCAUUACGCAAUGAGCAGUCCGCUUUUGCGAGACUGCGGGUAAUCGACGUACAAACGAUGUCGCACCGGGGCUGCCUCCGGUAUGGCCUUACAAGGAGUUAACUCAUUUCUCUUGAUUCUCACGGUUCGUCCUUCGAUAUUGGCUGAAUUAUUUUUGCAUUGCGUAGUUUUUUUUUUCGUUUUUAUAAGGAUGCCAGGAACGAGACCUUUUAAGCAGACUAUAGUUUUGACACAAUUGAAAACGUAUACAUUAUCACAUAAAUAUAGUGUAUUUACGUGUAUACAUUUUAUAUUAUUUAUUAACAGUUUAUAUAAAAACUUUUAUUUUCUAUUGACAUGUACAAUGACUCCUACGAUAUUAUAUCGUAAAAAGAAGCAAUGAAGACCUAAGGAAUUGGCACUAAAGAUAUAUGUACGUUACAUAACUAUUGUCAUUAUCUGUUUAACAUUAUCCGCAUAGAAAUUUUGCAUCUCAUUGGGCUUAAUUGUAAAAUAUAGUCAGUUGAAAUUAGUAAUGUAUUGCCCAAUGAUUUUGACGCUGAUACGAAUGGUUGCCGUCCAGUGGAAAUGUUCUCUAAAUGAUAACUAUGGACUUGUAUAUUAGGAUUUUGUCAGAGAGCUUAUAAAUGUCACAUAUAUUUAUGAAUUGUGAAGGACACAUUCUCCGAUUAUUCGGGACUGAAGUUCUAAUCGCAAGGAUGUCGAAAAUGUUUAGCAAUCGUUUAUACGGUAAUAACGGGGCGACGUUUUUUCGUUCCGGAUGAAAUUUUUCGACGCGAAUAUCUGAUUAUAAAAUUCAGCAGGUUCCUGGUGUUACCAUAUGUCUCGUUUCUUUCCCUUUUUUUUUUUAGAUAGUACACUUUUUCAUUUAUCGCGCAACGUCCAUUCUCGACGGGAGAGAAGCGGGAAGCUUGUUUCUCUCUUCGCGAGAUCCCAUCUUGUAACAAGGGAGGGACGAGUGUCUUACUUGCGACAGCAUUUUAUCUGGCUGCAAGACGAGAUGUGAAACGCGGGCGAGAGGGAAAAUAAGGUUUUCCCAAUCUCGAUUAAAUUUCUCGACGGAGCUUACUGGCAUUCCGAGAGGGAGGGAUGCCGGCCGCGAAGUUAUAUACGUGCCCGCUGGAGGGGAGUAAUUUACGCUCGGUGCACUAUAAGUUCGCUAUGUGUGAGAUUUAAGCUCGACGAACACACGCGAAUAGCGUCGCGAGCACCAUAUCCCGAAUUAUGGGCUCCGCCGCGGUAAGUCGACCGGUAGAUGAAAAUGCCGUAACGUUUAAGGAGGCACUUGGCGGCGCUCUCAUCAUCCCCUAAAGUUAAUAACAUUCCGGUAACGAGGUGAAGUCAAGUGGAUCAGAUAAGGGCGAUUCGAUGAUAAAGAUGGCAAUAAUAUCAGUUAAAACUUUCAGUACUCUGCUCGUCUAUCGAUCUUGACGUUCGGCGAGAUUUAGCGGGAUCACUCUUAAAAAGGCAAGAAAAGAGUCCCUCUAGCCAUUUAUUAUGUAAAUCGGGUACGGUCUCUUGCGGGGGAAGGUCCUUUUGAUGGCGAUCAAAUAAGGAUCUGAGUCAAGUACCGUAAUGUAUCGCUUUAUUGGCGAAAAUAAAACUUUAAGUAUUAAGGAAUAUUAGAUUCGGGGAUAAAUUUAACGGGAUGUAAAAUUUUCUCGCUGAAGAAAAAUAGAAUUAAAUAAAUAUCGCGUUCCAAUGCUAUAACAGUUUACUUGCAUACGCUCAAACAUAAAUUGCUUAACAGACGCCUUUUCUCGUCUUGUACUCAGAUCGAUUUGCUGUUUGCUUUGAAAAUCAAAAAUCUCAUAGCGCUGCCACCCCUUUCGAUCUAUUUAAUUUUAAAUCUUACAUAUCGCACAAAACGUGAUUCUCGAUCAUUAAUUACGUAUGUUUCCCCUAAACAUAUCUGGUUGCAAAUAAUUGCUAUUAUCCGCCGAAGUACUGAAUGUCUCCCUGAGAAAACAAGAACAUAUAGCACAUUAAUUACUGCCCCCCCUGUCAUCUCGACGUUGAAAUAACUAAACUGUAUCUACGCAUAUUCGGAUUAAACGAGGAGAGUAUUAGAACUUAUGUCCGACAUAUUGACGGUGGACAUCAUAUUGACGGCGGAGAACGCGAACGAUUUACGACGAAAGACCCGGGAUUAACGCGAAAACACUCCCUGCGCGAGUUGCGCGACUCGAUCGUCUCUCGGCUCUCUUUCCCCGUGUAUUUCGUGUAAAAUCGGUUGGUGAAUAUUGUCGUGCCAAUUAUUCUGGAAAACGACGCCAUUCUUCACCCCGGCCGGGUAAUUCGUUACGUGCCGCGCGGCGAUGCGUUCGCUUUGCUGUGUCGCGUUUUCUCGGGACAGACACCGUUUUCAGGGAUCGCGAUUUAUUUAGCAGCGUUUCAUUGGAGGACACUCGCACGCGAGUGACAUCGGCAUUCGCUCUAUUCGCGAGAAUGCGCUUGCUCCGUCCAUACACGCCGCACAGCUGCGAUCGCGAGUAUCAGGUUCGCGAUGGUAUAUACAUUCCAGAAAGAGCUUCUUUUAGAAAAUCCGUUCUAGCGUUCUUGAAUGACGUGCUUAAAUAAUAUCGUCAACUUGCAUUCUGAAUUUCGCGUUUGAAUAUAUUCUGAUGUUCACGUAUGCGCAAUUUUAUUUUGCAGCAGGGAGCAAAAUUAUUGCAAAUUUAAAUAGUAAUACGUGUUACGUGUGUGUUAUUUCGUUGGAAAGCUAAUCAAUUUUUGUUAUUGAAAUGAUUAAGUUGACAAUGUAUUAUACACGGAAUUGUUUUUUUAUAUCAAAAUUACUGUUAUUUAUGCUUCUUGUAUAACUAAGUCAAUAUGAGUGGUAUUUAUGGCAGUAUGUUAUUUUUUAUUUCUCGAGACAAAUAAUGUUUUAUGUAAUCCCGGGUUUUGUUAUCUAAAAUUGUGCAAAAUUGUCGAUAAUAUUUUAUCAGAUUUACGAGGCUAAAAAUAUUUAUUACAUCUUAAAAUCUCGUUUGCAGAUUACACAGUAGUAGCUUUUAUUAAAUGUUUUGUACAUUCCACGAUCGCGGCUUUUCGGUUAUUGCUAAUCGUGUAUUCAAGCACAUAUCUGUAAUCAUGCUUUACAUUUAGAAGUUCAUUCUGUUAUAAUGUAUCUUAAUAAUUAACAAUAAAAUGCGUAUGACAUUAUCGCGCGCAUAUUUGUGUAAAGUGGACGUGUUAAAACGUGUCAAUAUCGCUUUCCACUUAUAUUUCCAUAUCGUUGAGUUCAACACUUAAACUGACACGAGCCAACACGCGUAAAAAGAAAAAAAACAUGUAGGAAAACAUAUAUAUCGUUUCUAAUUAUGUGACCUUCUCAAAAUGCAAUUUAGAGUAUGUAACUGCAUAUUGGAGAACGUAAUCGAGCAUAUAAAUUACGGUCUCACCUCGCGUACGUAAGAGAAUAGUGAAGUGAUACUUAUGUAUAUACGUAGCUAGAGAAUCUAACACACAACUAUAUACUGAUACGUAUUGAAUUGAUAACGCGCUGUUACAUGAUCGAUGCUUCGACCUAGACAUGUAAUGGGGCCAUAUAUUUGUGACUGACAAACAAUAACGAUGAUCGCAUUACGAGUAUAAGCGUCAAAUCUUUUUAUUCGCAUAUCGGGGAGGAGAAGGUAUAAAAAUAGACGAAGGUGCCUCGCGUGACAUAGAACAAUGUUAUUUCAAAAUUUAUGGACUUCGCGUGGACUUUAGGUUCAACGAUAUUUCUUCGAGGAAGGAUAUUUCUCCGUUGCGACUGCUAUAGUCCUACUCGGAGUGAGUUACUCCUUCUGUACGAGUCAACUUUUUUUAUUGCAAUAAUCAUUUUUAUCGAUCACUUCAAGAAACUUAAACGGAUUCUUAAAAAAACUUUCGAAAAUAGAAUAUCGUAAUUGACAACGUUUUUUUUUUACCUGAGGAUGUAUGAUUAAAUUAGAGUUUUAAAGCAAUAGAGUUUUAUAUACGAGGUGAUAUCAAUUUCUGAAUUUAUAAUAUCAAUACCAAUGAUUUUAAUGUCGAAAUUAACAAACAAAAUUUACGUCGAAAUGUUUGUCACUUUUACUAUAAUAAAAAGUAAUUAAUAAUAGCAAUUUUUAUAUGGUUCUACCGUGGUUGCUUUAAAAAACAAUAAAGAGAGGCAAAAGAGAAUUGAAAUAGAAUUUCUGAAUAAGAGUGUAAAAUUUUAGUAUAUUAAUAUAGUUUUGUAUAUUUAAUCCGGUGGACGUACGUACGCGCAAAUAUGAAAAAUUGAUUUAUGUAUUUAUUCUCAAUGCGGACAAUAUUAUUUUUUAAUUCCGAUGUAUAUGAUAAUCCAGUUAAAAACUUUGCUGAUCGAAGUAACGUCACAAAAAUAUUUUUUAUAUCAACACAUCACACAGAGUUUCAAAUCAAAAAUGUAAUAUGUGUAGUACUAUUAUUUUUGUGACUGGGUAGGUAUUUGCAUUGGCGGAUCCAGAUAUAAUUUUUAUGAGAAGAGUGUAAUUAUAUAUGUAGGUACACACGAAAUGCGAACGUAAUAUUUUGCAAAAUGGAAAAAUGAUGAGGGCUUGAAAAAAAUUUUAAUGAGUUAAAAGAUCAACUUUAUACCGACAAAAUCAAAUCUUACAUCGCAUAAAAUUCUGCUCUCUGGUUCCGCCGCUUGCGUUUCGAGGUUUAUAUUGACAAAUAAGCUUGCAUAUAUAUUUAUUGUAUAUAACUCCAUCUUAUAACUGUAUUUAAUUGAUAAUUACUGCAAUGGCGUAUCUUUCAUGACUGUGUCUAUAAUGUCGUAUUUUACGCGCCUUCUGUCAAUCUGUGAUCACACUUUUAGGUAUGAUUGUUCGGGUAGUAUGGUACGAGUGUACAUUAUAUCGUUCAAAUUUUGCACACUUUAUCCGAUUUGGAUCAGAGCUGUCUCGAUUAUCCAGGAUAAUGCUCCCGCGGUGUAUCCUCGUAGGCGAAAUUAAGCGUAGAAAGCAACAUCUUGUCAAAUACAUGAUGAAAACAGUUUGAUAUUCUAAGCGAUGAUAAUCGCCUUACAAAGUGUGCUAAGUUUGACUAACGAUCCUCGCGGACGUUGUGUGCAAAAUUUGAAAUUGAAAUUUAAGCGUCUUUUACGACGAGAACUUUGAUAAAACACCCGGCGAGUGGCCGCGCGCGUUGAUCAAAUAUGCGAGAGGAGAGAAGUAUUCGGCACGCGGGAGAGAUUUUAUCUAAAGUUCCGUCGCGCCGAAACCGGGUUUUCGGAAACGCGCGGGCAGGCGUGGCAGCAAGUGCCGCUGGUGAUAAUGCUUGAAGGAAAUGGGACCAGGAAUUUUACCUUGUCGUGACUACCCUUCCCCAACUAAGUAUACUUUUGUAUCGUCCGCUUCGUUCAUUCCCCGCGGAACGUUCGGAAUUAGAAGUGCAUUUGGAGAGAUUCGCGUAUUACCACGUGGUCGCGAAACUUAUUGCGUUCGAUAGAGAAUUCCCAUCGGCGCGUAUCCCGUAAACGAAUUUGCAAGUUCGAGAGAUAGGGGAGAAUAGUUAAAUGAACUUGGCUUUGUCUGUUUCGCGUACUUACCUUAGCCGUUAACUUGCAAGCAAGCGUCUAAGUUAAAUAAAUGUCCUAUCUAUACUGGUGUAUUGUAUUUCCGAAUGUACGUUGGUAUGUUCUCCGUGUACGUACGUGUAUACGGCGCGUGUGAGAUGCGUAGUUAUGCGUUUGCGAACACGUCUAUUGAUAUGCAUAUGAGAGAAUAUCGACGGUGAACGUCGAAUACGUGGGUGCGAUGUGAAGAUCGACAGGCACUGCAUGCUUUCGAUAUAUACUCUCGUGCGAUUACUAUAUAGUUAUCUUACAAAGUUUCCCAAAUCAAAAGCAAAUUUAUUUUCACUUUAAGCGAGAGAUGGAGAUUUCUUUUUCAUGCCGCAUAUUUUUGCGCUACGUCUUUGACGUGUUAAAUACCGUAGCUUAUGCAGUGUCCGUCCAUGAAAUAGAUUUUUCUAUGAAAGAGUUACAAUGUAUUCUUAGUUACGACUAUAUAAUUAAUAUUAUUAUAUAAUAAUGAUUUAAUAUAUCAAUUAUACAACAAUGAUAGAAUUCUUUUCGAGCGGCGAUUCUUUGUAAGCGUAUAACAGCGCACAAUUUGUAUCUAAAGAAACUCGUUGUUUUUAUUGGUAAAAAGUGGACGAUUGUUUCCGGUGAGAACAAUACAUUUUAUUUAUCCGCGACCGAGAGAGCGCGAUUAGUUUGCGAUCGAUGUAGUUACUCGCGCAUAACUGUGAUUUUAUUCUCUGCAUAUCGGAUGAGUUCUCCGAUUAACAGCGAGCGACAUUCUGUCGUACACUAGCAACAUCUGUUUGUACUUUUAAUUAUCGAAAAAACAUUGUUUCACGAUAAAUACAAUUGAGUUUUAUAUACCUCGAGUAAUUGUGAGAUACGCUUAUCAAUCUGAUCUCUUUCCGUUUGUCUUUAACAAUAAUAAGGGCACAAUCGACAAAAUUACAGCGCCGCGCCGGUAAUUACAGCGCAGAAUAUCGCUGCAGAAACGCCCCUUGAAUAAGGUGCAUAUGCUUUUUAUGUCCUUGACUCAUCGAAUUAAAAAGCAGGUCAGACUUGUUCGUGUUCAUUUGCGUAUCUCAUUCGUAUCUCAUUUGCGUAACUGGGUAGUGCGUUAGACCGUAGCGGUAGAUGUGGUAGAUCAUGUUAGACGACUAGCGGAUAGCGGAGAUAGAUGUCUUAAAUAAUAGGGAAAUGGAACACACAUUCCCGACGCGCUCUCCUCGAGCGUAAUCCUAAGCGUGUAGACUGUCAUGCGAGACGCGCGGACUGCAGUGUCGUCUCGCAACUUUUCCGACUGUCUCAAGACCUCACCCCGAAGGAUGCGAUUAAUUCUAACGGGUUUCGUUCGAACUCGUCGGGGCGAAUUCUCGUCAUGGUGGGAUGCGUGUCCCGACGGAGAGGCCUCAUUCUAACAAAUUUGUACCGAGCGUCGGAAAUAAUCAUAUAUAUCGAAGUAAGUGGAGGCGAUUAUGGCGAGCGCGCCGUGUGAUUAGGACCUGUACUGUAAUCAUCGGGACGCAUUUCAUUAAUACUGACGUUUUUUCGUGCGAAUUCGUUAGAACCAGUUAUUGUCGGAACACGCACUCGCUAUGAUUAUACCCUUGGGAUAUGAUCGUGGUAGGUAUACGUGUUUCGACAGCAUCAGGCUCUAACGUGCGGGGCAUCACUCAGAGUAAUUCAAAUGUAUCGAAAUAAGCUUCAGCGGCUGCAUUAAUAUACAAUAGGUUGAUAGAUGCACCGGACGGAUCGAGUGGACGAUCAGAAACAAGGGAUGUUAUUAGACGAUACAGUUUUUUCUCUUUGCUAUAUCAAGAUAUUGUUUCUAUCGCGCUUUAGGUAUCGAUCAAAAUUCAAAUCUGUCUAUACUUUCAACUUUACGUAAAAAUUAUUUAUAUCGAGAGGCACCUGUUGAUUGAAUUAUCGACCGCUUUCUUUUGUAAAUUGUACAAUCAAAUUCUGUAGCUUAUUUUAAUGUAUUUGAUUGAUUCUGACGUUUCUCUACGAUUUCGUUGGAACGAAACUUUCUGCGGGACACGCGAAUCGCCGUGGCUCUUUGAUUCGCUGCUUCAGACUUCGUUGCCUAAGCAAUUGUAAUCUGUUAAUCUGCAUACGUUCGCAAAUAGCGAUGUGAUCACGUAGAUUUACUACGUGAAGCAAAUUGCAACAUUAUUUAUGAGCAUAUCAUCGAAUAUGCCAUGCGGUCUCUCGAUGCACAAAUAAGCAUGCUAUUAAUGAUUGUUAUAUCGAAGUCAUCGAGAAGCACUGUAUUCGAAACUCUGAGGACCACGAACUCACAAUAACGUUUGGACCUACGUAGAUUAUACGUCUUUUUUUUUCAACGAGUAGUAGCUGUUGCGAUCGAGGCGUACAAGUUACGAAAGGAAGGAUGUCUUUGUACAUCCGAGCCGCGUUUACGCGCGUAAGAAAAUUGCAAUAUUAAUCCGUUGUAACGUAAAAAAAAAACGGGCUACCAAACCCAUUUAUCGGUGUCGUGUCGUGAUAAGUGUCCAUGCUGUCUCGUAACAAGACUUGCGAACGUAAUGGCGUAAUGGCAAUUGUCUAACAAAUUGAUAAUCAACUGUUCCGACUCGAUUAAUACGAGAGUAGCAAAAGUAGAAGUCAGGUCGAUGUGUGUUGUGUUAACUAGCGUGUAGAGUAGCGUGAGGCUAGUUUGUAGAGCGAAUACGUAGAGCAAUCUGCGAAAACGUUAACACUAUCCCUCUGGCCGUAGCAAAAAAAAAAAAAAAGAAUCGUAAAAUCGACGCAAACUGUACCACAACAAAUGGACUAUAUAGAUGUAUUUAUUUUGUACUGAAUGUAUUUCGCAUUGAUGUAUAUUUUUUCGCGAGGGUCGACGUAGCGCCGUAGCUACGUCGAGACGGCAUUCUGAUUUUGUGGACACGUUACCGCGGACUGUGUACAAUUUUAUAAUGUUGUAAUAAAAGUGCGUUUCUCUCUC
This is a messenger RNA of Temnothorax curvispinosus, 14696 nucleotides long. Its product is annotated as histamine H2 receptor-like. Gene Ontology annotation, biological process: G protein-coupled receptor signaling pathway. Gene Ontology annotation, cellular component: membrane. Bases 4982 to 6124 code for a protein of 380 amino acids. The transcript is spliced from 6 exons. The record is from RefSeq and is a predicted model, not a curated record. Gene Ontology annotation, molecular function: G protein-coupled receptor activity. Lineage: Eukaryota; Metazoa; Arthropoda; Insecta; Hymenoptera; Formicidae.